AUGGCAGGACUCAGUGCCUUCUGGGCCACUCGGAGGUCCAGCCAAUUACCUAACCAUCCACUACCUCCGGGCGGCGUCCAUCCAGUACCUCCGGGCGGCGUCCAUCCAUUACCUCCGGGCGGCGUCCAUCCACUACCUCCAGGCGGCGUCUAUCCACCACCUGGGCGGCGUCCAUCCACCGCCUCCGGGCGGCGUACACCUACCACUUCCGGGCGGCAUCCAUCCAGCAAUUCCGGCGGCGUCCAUCCACUACCUCCAGGCGGCGUCUAUCCACUACCCCGGGCGGCGUCCACCCACUCACCUCCAGGCGGUGGUCCAUCCAGUGCACUUCCGGGCGGCGUCCAUCCACCACCUCCAGGCGGCGUCUAUCCACUACCUCCGGGCGGCGUCCAUCCACCACCGGGCGGCGUCCAUCCACCACCUCCGGCGGCGGCGUCCAUCCACCACUUCCUGGGCGGUCCACCACCACUUCCGGCGGCGUCCAUCCACUACCCCCGUGCGGCGUCCAUCCACUACCUGGGCGGCGCGUCCGUCAUCCACCACUUCCGGGCGGCGUCCAUCCACUACCUCCGUGCGGCGUCCACCCACUGGCCUCCGGCGGCGUCCACACCCACUACCUCCGGGCGGCGUCCAUCCACUACCUCCGGCGAAGUCCAUCCACCACCUCCGGCGGGCGUCCAUCCACCACCUCCGGGCAGCGUCCAUCCACUACCUCCGGCGGCGUCCAUCCACUACCUCCGUGCGGCGUCCACCCACUCACCUCCGGGCGGUCCACCCACUACCUCCGGGCAGCGUCCAUCCACUACCUCCGGGCAGCGUCCAUCCACUACCUCCGGGCGGCGUCCAUCCACUACCUCCGGGCGGCGUCCAUCCACUACCUCCGGGCGGCGUCCAUCCACUACCUCCGGGCGGCGUCCAUCCACUACCUCCGGGCAGCGUCCACCCACUACCACCCCGACGUGUCCUGCUGACAAAGGGAAGCUCGUUGUAUAUAUCACCAUCCUGAACCCUCAAUUAUAA
Homarus americanus (American lobster) is the source of this 1020-nucleotide messenger RNA. Its product is annotated as splicing factor 3A subunit 2-like. NCBI's taxonomy places the organism in Eukaryota, Metazoa, Arthropoda, Malacostraca, Decapoda, Nephropidae. The transcript has a single exon. The record is from RefSeq and is a predicted model, not a curated record. The coding region runs from base 1 to 1020 and encodes 339 amino acids.